AUGGCUUCACCGGCAUUGCACCAGCGCAAUGCAUCCAGAUCUUCGCGGCCCCGCAGCUCAACACGCGGUCCCUUAGAUGCACCGGACGACCCACUCUCGCUUUCCACAUUGUCCAUCUCGCCCAGUACGGAUAAACAUGCAUUCUCUCAGAACGACGGCUUCUCCGGCUCUUCCUUCUACGAACUCGACCCGCUGGCUCCAGAUGAUCUGCCAGAAACACUAGGCAAAGAUCUCUCCUUCCUCCUGCGCCAUAACAUCUUCCACCCUCUUUCACAUGUCGAUAUACCCUCGCCGCUGCGCUCUGACUUCAUCGUCCUAAACCCUGGCGAACCGCUCUCACCCUCGCUCGGUCUCCUGGAGAAGCUACUCUCCGAAGGUCGCUUUCUAGUUGCCGCACAUUUCACCAGCUCUAUCUUGACAUCAUCCUUAAUCUCUCCUACGGACACCAGAUUGAUAUUCUCCUUGUUUUACACGCGCCUAGCUUGCCUGGAGUUAUCGGGGAACACAGUACUGGCGGCCCAGGAGUCCAAGGCUCUGGAGGAUCUUAAUUCCACAUUUUACUAUAUCGACCCUACCUUCGACGGCGCUGAGACUGAUAAACAGCAUGAGAAACCUCUUGCGCACUUUCCUCGCCACAUUGUGCCAUGGCCACUUCGGGUAUUGGCGGUGCGCCUUCAAAGCAUUGGGUUCGGGGACUCCCGUAGGAGUAUCGGCGGCUUGUAUGAAAUUGGCCUGGAAGCACGAAGGGAGAUUAUGAAGAAGGGGAGCAGUGAAAAUGAGCGAAAGAUCUGGAGAGAGAGAUUAGCAGAUCUUGGGAUCCGAAGCGUCAAUGCGCUGGUGGAAAUGGGCGACCUGGAUGCAGCUAAACGAUCACUGGAGGCUCUCCAGGCCGCUGAUGAGGAUACGGAGGCUAUGAAGCUAAGAAAAGCGCUUCUCUUCCUGCGAAUAGGCGAUCUCGAUGCCGCGGAGCGGGUUUUCGGUGAUUCUCGAGAGUCAAAAGAGGCUGCUCUUCUGCAGCCACUCUUGAGCAUGUCUGAGGGUCGCUAUCAAGACGCAGUGACUGAGUGGCGAGCUCUUCACGAAAACACGCAAAGGACAGAUGGGGCUCUCGUAGGCCAAAAUCUGGCCGUGUGUCUUCUCUACUCUGGGAAAGUGGACGAGGCCCGUCAACUUCUUGAAGCCCAGAUCUCCGCCAACCACUCCUUUGGGAGCCUCAUUUUCAACCUUUCGACUGUCUAUGAGCUCUGUUCUGACAGCGCUGGAAAGCUUAAGGGCCAACUAGCUGCUACUAUCGCAGGGCAACCAGUAUCUGGCCAGACCAAUCUAGACCGGCCCAACACUGACUUUAAGCUCUAA
Messenger RNA from Penicillium subrubescens, 1356 nucleotides. RefSeq lists its product as uncharacterized. The transcript is spliced from 4 exons. The record is from RefSeq and is a predicted model, not a curated record. Lineage: Eukaryota; Fungi; Ascomycota; Eurotiomycetes; Eurotiales; Aspergillaceae. Gene Ontology annotation, molecular function: protein binding. Gene Ontology annotation, cellular component: TRAPP complex; Golgi apparatus. Bases 1 to 1356 code for a protein of 451 amino acids.